UUAUUCAAGGUAUUAUCACCUGGAAUCAUUGGAGGCCUACUCCUGCCUCUUCUUGGCACAUUGCCAGAUGCAGCCAUCAUAUUGGUCAGUUGCUUGGGAGGGACACCCUUAGAGAUACAACACAAAGUGGUAGUUGGAAGUUUAACAGGAGGAAAUACAUUCUUAAUUACAAUACCAUGGGCAAUUGCUGUGUUUAGAGGUCGAUGCGACUUCUCAGAGAUUACAGGAUUGGCCAAGAAUAAGACAUAUACUGGAUGGUCAUGGCGCAAAUGUGGUGUGUCAGUGAUGUCCUAUACACCAACACUGUGUCGAAUAAUGAUGUUGACCUUGCUGCCAUAUCUAAUCAUCACUUUGGCAUUCCUCAUAUCAGAGGCACAAGGAUCAAAGAUCAACGAGCGAGAAAAGUACUGGGCAUUGUCCGCCAGCAUCAUAUGCAUGGUUGGCUUCGUCACGUACAGCAUCUAUCAGAUGUACGAUGUCCGAUACCAGGAGCGCAAACUCAAUCUCAUUAGGAAACGAUUCCUCUGGGAUCAAUUCCUGAGGCAUGUGUCGGUGCAGGUCAAGAUGGGUCUGAAGCGAAGGACGUUCGAACGAUGUCUAAGUGUGCCAUCCAUCAAGAAACCAAUGAGAUUGGACAACUACCAACACAAUUUAAGUAGUGUGUUCCAUGGCCUGAAGAAUAAGAUCAAUCACCUGGACGAAGAGGACCUGAUGCGACAUGUGGAUGUAUCAUCACAUCAGUUUGUGGACCUCACCAUCGACCCAUUCGAAAAGGGUCCUGCGGACGACGUCAGCAAACGCCGAUUCAUCCUCAAGGCCACAGCAUGUCUUGUGAUGGGCACUGCCCUCGUCUUCCUCUUUGCUGAUGCCUUUGUCAACAUCAUCACCUCGUUCUCGGCGCGCAUUGGAAUACCUCCCUUCUACAUCUCGUUCAUCGUCGCACCCUUUGCUCUCAACGCCAGCGAGCUUGUAUCCAGUUGGAUACUGAGUGGACACAAGAAAAGAAAGCACAUAUCAUUGGUGCACUCGGCUCUGUAUGGCGCCGUGGCGAUCAACAACCUGGUGUCACUUGGCAUACUCAUGUUUAUGAUCUACUAUCGAGGCCUGAUAUGGGACUUCUCGGCAGAGACCCUUGUGAUAUUCAUUGUCACGUUGACCGUUGGACUGCUUGGCAGUUUCCGUAUCACUUUCAACAUGAUACAUGCACUGGUCGUCUUCUGUCUCUUCCCAUUGUCAAUUGGAAUCAUAGCACUGUUGGAGAGUAGUGCCAUUGGU
Molecule: messenger RNA, 1275 nt
Organism: Acytostelium subglobosum LB1
Lineage: Eukaryota; Evosea; Eumycetozoa; Acytosteliales; Acytosteliaceae
Exons: 3
Biological process (GO): intracellular calcium ion homeostasis; calcium ion transmembrane transport
Cellular component (GO): membrane
Molecular function (GO): calcium:proton antiporter activity
Source: RefSeq, a predicted model, not a curated record